AUGACACUUCUCACUUCGGUAGCUGCAUUCGCCGCGAUCUUCAUUCUAUUGUCUGUCUAUCAUGAACGGCCACAACCCCACAUGACACAUCGUAUCAAUGUCAACACUAUUAUCGCCAUUUUAUCCACAAUUGUCAAAGCUACGCUGGUAUAUGUGGUUGCAGAAGUUAUCGGUCAAUCCAAAUGGUCAUGGAUGGAAACACCCCAACGGUUGCGUCAUGUUGAGUAUUUUCACGACGCUGGCAAGGGAGCAGGGGGAUCUCUCAAAUUCUUGUUCGCGAUUUGGAAGCCAAUAACGACUGCCCUGGGUGCACUGGUCAUUGUUGCAUCCUUCGCAAUUGCCCCGUUCUCGCAACAAGCUGCAACGACCUAUCCAUGCGAAAUCGACAUUGAAGGAAACGCAUCAAUCGCCGUUGCGCAGUGGGUCGGUACAGGGGCUGACGGAAGCAUGCCAAUGAUCAGCUCGGAGACACAUGUUGCUGCUGUCACCGGUCUGAUCUACGGUCCGGCCAUCUCCAUGGCCGCGCCCAACGUGUUCGAAUGCAACUCGGGAAACUGCACCUUCAACUCAAUCGGAGGGAUAACACAUUCCUCGGUUGGUAUUUGUAGCAGCUGCGAACGAAUUGAGGUUCGCCAAGAGACUACGGAUUCUCGCAUAGUGUACUCUUUGAGUAUGGACGCGAAUUCUCCGUUGUCGAAACUGAACAUCACUUGGCCCUUGAAUGAGACCUCAAACGUUUUUGUUAUGGACUCCAAUGGGCUAGCCAUUUCGACGAAUCCCGACAAUGAUGGCUUUGACUUGGAGACGCGCUUCCUUACAUUCAAGAAUGUCGACUGUAACGGAAUCACAUCUUCCGACGAGAUUUCGGCACGACACUGUGGUCAGACUCCGUGGUUUACCCCGGGCGAUGAUACACAGGGUUUUGAAGCUUUAGGGGUCAAAUGCAAACUCUACCCGUGUUUUCGAAACUAUAACGGUAGUGUUCUUAACGGGAAAUUGCAAGAGACACAGAUUAGGGCGGUGAAAAUGAAAGUUGGGCGUGUAGGAAAAAGCGACCAAAAGGAUACUGUGGAGGUUUACCAAGCUCUGCUGGAGCCUUGCAUGGUAGACGACAAAAAGUACUAUGCCUCUAACAUCAGCGAAGCAAAUGUUGGGGACAACUGGAUUUCUUUGACGCGAGAAGACGAUCAAAUCAAACUCCCACCUAACUGCUUAAGAGGUAUGCAUUCCUCGGCAUUUUUAAGCAUAACUCGAGGCCUCAGGCCCACCCUCAGCGGCGCAUGCUUCCUUCGGAAGUCUGGUUCGGCCGGCACCCAAGGUAUGAUGUCUGGCCAUGAACAAGAGCCACCACCAGCAAAGGCAAAAGAGUUCGACACAUUUUGUGGAGAGAAAUGGUGGUUUGGGCCAUUAUUCAAUCAAGGAAAUGUGACAAACCAAACCAUAUCCGAAGCCCACGAUGGCAUGGCCCAAGCUAUCACGAACCGCAUCAGGGCCAAUAAGUUGGACCCGGAGGGCGCUCACGCUGCCGUUCGAGGGACACAGAAGAAGAUGACCAUUUGCAUCCGUGCAGAAUGGCCGUGGUUAGCGUACCCAGGUAUACUCUUGAUGGUGUCUGCCUGCCUGCUCUUGGAAACGGUUGUAAAGAGUUGUGGCGAUGGGGAUAAUCGGCCGAUGUGGAAGUCGUCAAUUCUUCCGCUGUUGUUUUAUGAUGUCAACGUGGCUCACACACUCACAGCAUCGGGAAAGCAGAAACACAGCCGCAGUAAAAUGCCUUUAAUGCAACUUGACGACUUGAAGUCGUUAGCCGACACAACAGUGGCACGAUUCAGUGAAGAUAGAGAGAGGCCUGGGUUUGUGGUUGUGAAGGAGAAGGAGACUGCAGAUAUAGAAUUGAGCCAGCCGACGUAG
Molecule: messenger RNA, 1908 nt
Organism: Colletotrichum siamense
Lineage: Eukaryota; Fungi; Ascomycota; Sordariomycetes; Glomerellales; Glomerellaceae
Exons: 3
Coding region: 1-1908 (635 amino acids)
Source: RefSeq, a predicted model, not a curated record